AUGGCAGACUCAGAACAGCCAGAAAUCUCUUCCGAACCUCAGAGCAGGCAUGUGACAUACUGCGGAGUUUGCACUCUGCCCCCCGAGUACUGCGAAUAUGGUGGUACCGUAAAGAAGUGCCAGGAGUGGCUCCAGGAGAACCACCCGACGUUGUACGAAAGGAUAUGGUCACCAGAGGCACUGGAAGCAGCGACCGCAGCUCUGUCUGUUGAUGCCCAAAAGAGAGCCGCACGCGACGCCCAGAAGAAGACCGCAAAGGCCGAGGCAGCCGAGGCCAAGCAAGCUGACAAGCUUGCAAAGAGCGUCGUGACUAUCAAGCGGAUCGAGCGAAACAAGAAGAAAUUCGUAACCGCGGUCAUCGGCUUGGAGGCAUUUGGUCUGGAGCUCAAGAAGGUAGCAAAGGAUCUGGGAAAGAAGUUCGCCACAGGAUCCUCGGUAACAAAGGUUCCUAGUGGAGGUGAAGAGAUUGUUGUACAGGGCGAUGUUAGCGACGAACUUCACGAUUUCCUUCUGGAGAAGUACAAGGAUAUCCCCGAAGACAACAUCGAAUUGGUCGACGAUAAAAAGAAGAAGAAGGCUACCUCAGGAUAA
This is a messenger RNA of Clonostachys byssicola, 591 nucleotides long. Lineage: Eukaryota; Fungi; Ascomycota; Sordariomycetes; Hypocreales; Bionectriaceae. The record is from the annotation of a GenBank genome assembly.